Striga asiatica is the source of this 2667-nucleotide messenger RNA. NCBI's taxonomy places the organism in Eukaryota, Viridiplantae, Streptophyta, Magnoliopsida, Lamiales, Orobanchaceae. The record is from the annotation of a GenBank genome assembly.
AAAAAACUGUUCCUAAGUAAACGUCCUUUAAACCAACAGUUCAAAAAUAAUGGGAGGACGCCAAUGCAAUAGCGGCCCCGGCCAUGGCGUUCGACCUGUUGCUUCUGUAAAAUUUGAGGGAGAAAGAAAAACAAAAGGGUUUUAAUGAAUCACGCCAAUUCCCACUUUCCUGACCCCCCACAAAAGCAAAAGAAAACCCAGAAAAGAUAGAAAAGCAGAGAAUAUAAACGCAAUUUCAGAAAAGUUUCUGCGUAGAUUCUUAUUUCUGAGCUCCUUUCACUUCUUAUUUCCCUGCCCAUCAUUCCAUUUUUGAUUUUUAAAGUAAAGAUGUGUGCUUUCUAUCCCUUCACUCUUUCCCUUUCUCUCAUUUUCGUGAAAUAGAUUGUUCGUUUUUAGAUUUUCAAAUUUUGUUUUCCCUCCGCGAAAGAUAACUCAUUGACCUGACCGUCUUCCUCUUUCAUAGGAAGAAGGAAAAGCAAGGGCGAAAAAUUAUUCAUUUAUGCUGCUAUACUAGGAAUGUCCACACAAGUGGGGAUAUUCGAUUUCUUUUAACAUAUUCGAAAUUCCUGUUUCUCCCUCUUGUCCAAAAUUCCCCCUUUUUUCCCACAUGAACUUUUGAGUUUUUCUAUUCCGCUCUGUUUCAUUUGUUGGUUGAGUGAUUGAGAAAAUGGGUGGUGGUGUUGGGGGUGGGAAGGUGGAGGUGAUAGCUGGCAAAGGUUGUUCAAGGAUUUUUCUGGAUUUAUCUUCCUCAUUUAGAGGCAUUUCAUCAAUUUCAUUGGAGCCAUUGUCUCCUGCUUCUGCUGCUUCCACAAUUUCUGAAUCUAAUGUUAAGAUAGUGAAGUCAAAUGGACCAUUUUCUGGUCUCGUCAUUUGCGUGACCGGACUUUCUAAAGAAACAAGGAAACAGGUGAAGGAAGCAACUGAGAGAUUAGGAGUUAGGUUGGACGAAACACUCUACAAUGUGAAUAAAAUUGGAGAUAAUGGCAUUCCUAAUGAUAUCUUGAAGCGAUUGGAUCAAAACUUUGCUUCAGAGAAUUCUUCUCUUCCUGUUGAUGUGCAUAAGCAUACAAAACAACCCCACAUGAUCGAUGCCUAUAGAUCCCAUUUUUCAGAAAGGGAAAGUAAAAGACAAAUAGUUUCUUCCUCCAUUUCUGGUCAAUCGUUUUAUAUUGACAACGAUGUCCCCGCCGAACUCCGGAGUAAGGUUGCUGAGGCUAUAUCUGCUGAAGGUGCUAUCUUAGUCGAGCAAUGGUUUGUUGGUUGCAAUGCUACUCACGUUGUAUGCGAAGGACCUCCUGUGCAAAAGUAUCUGGGGCAUUCUAGUAAUCUUGUCACACCAUAUUGGGUUCUGAAGUCGGCUAAAGAAAAAUCUCUGCAAAGACUCGUCCACUUAUCAGCUGAUUUAGCUCGGUAUACUGGAGCAAUGCUUGAUACUCUCCAGCAUGGUGUUUCCAAAGAGGAAAUUGACAGGGUAAUUAGUUCUAAAGAUGUACCUAGUCCCGUAAUAGAAGUUAGUCAUGCAGAAAGGAAAACGAGGGUCAACCUAGCUAAAGAUGGAGUCAGAAAGCGAAGAAAUCGCCGAAUGCAGACGUGUCAAACUCCAAUACGUCCCAUAACCCCUGGCACCCUUUUGGACUCCAUUUGCUGGUCGAUUUCUGAGCCAACCUCGACUGCUUCUAUUUAUACCGAGUCUUCAAGUGUAGAAAAUGCCACUGAAGACCAUACAUCAGUUUUCCUUGAUUCAAAGGAAUCCGAGACUUCAUUCGUGAACUUAUCUCGGCCACUUACAGAAAGUGAGAAGUCUGAGUUAAUAUUCAAAGGCCAUUUUCUCACCAUCAUGUUCCCGGUUGACCGAUUUUCGGAAAUGGGCCCUUGUUCGAGGACAUUCUUUAGCAAUAAUGGGUUUACGUGCUUGCAAGUUUUGGAUUACAUCUAUGCAUUUUAUCAGGCACGUUUUAUUCUCCCUGCCUUGUCAAUUUGUCAUGCUGCAACCCUUUUUUUCUUGUCGCGUAUACCAAUUAUUAUGCCAAAAUGAAGUAUAUAAUCACGAAAAUUACCCCAUAUGAUAGAAAAACACCAAUUAACUCGCAAAAUUGCAAAUGCCCUGAGGUUUGGUUCAUUUUAAGGUUUUAUCUGUCUAGAUUUUUCAGUCGAGAAAGCCGUGAUGCAAUAAUAUCUUACAUUAUAUAAAGCAGGAGAAUAUGUCAUCCGAAGAAAUAGAAAUGGCGAUCCACACGGACUCGAGGCAUGCUGAUCGGCUGAGAUUCGCUUACUCCAGCAAAGAGGCAGCAAAGAGUGGUGAUUUAGAGUUUAAGAGGAUCGAUUUUCUGGGCAGCCGAAAGAGUUUUGAGAUGUUGAAACGUGUAUCGGGUGAUAAUAAUAGUAAUCUUUAUGAGUUGUUGAUCAGGGCAUGAGUUCCUUAUUUCUUGUUCAGACUAAAGGAUGUAUUAUUAUUGUUAUAGAUGUGUACAAUUCACAUUACUGUAAGUCGAGAGGCAACUUUUUCACGUUGUCAACUGUAUAGUCGGGAUAUUUUAGGACUUGGGUUUUGGUUACUGAUAUGCAUUUGAGGAUUUUGUUUCUUUUCUUUUGGGGGAAAACUAUAAUUUGGUCAUUUAUGUUUUGUACUUUUGUUUUCGUCAUGGUAUGGCUCCUUGCUUCUGAUUU